GAAAUUUUUCCUGUACGAAAAUUCUGCCAAAGUCCAAAACUAGUUUUCUACAUUCUUUUCAAAGAGACAAUAGAGUCAAGUGUGGUUCUCGCCGGUUCGCUGCGUUUGAUGGGUUCCGGGGUUUGAGGUACCGCUACGCCGGAAAAGGUACGUCCUUUCUAUCAUGGGAAGAAUCAUUCCAUAACCUUGGGUACUAGAGGGGAAUAAGAUUCUUUAAGGAGAGAUAGUGAAUUCUAUUGGCUAGGACGCUUGCAUGUGUCUUUGCAUGUUUUCUUAAUCUUAUAUGUUUGCUUGUGUUGCAAAAAAAAUAGUAUACGUGAACAAUUUCCUCAACAUUUUGUAGACCGUAGAGGUGGUGGUGGCCGAGAUGAUGGGGAGACGGCGACAGAUUCUUCGCUCUCUGUCUUCAGUUGAUAUGCUUGAGGUGGAACUGUCCGGUGAUCACUAUGAAUUAGGGUUGCCAACGAAGUUGAGGAGCUCGAGGCUGGCGCCAUGGUGAAGUCUCUAUUUAAUAAGUUUGCGAGAAUACUUUGUAAUUACAUGCAAUAGACUAUCAACUAGUUGCUUCCAUGAUAAAAAUAUCUACUCUCAAUUCUCUUUAUCUGUGUGGAGACAGAAAGAUCAAUUUAGUGAUGUAAUUGUUCUCAAUGAUCAUCAUAUUCUUAAUAGAAGAACAACGAUACUUUUAAAUUUUUAUUGUACAAAUUUAAACCCAUGCAACCGGUAUCCGGUUUUUGCCAUUUGAUAAUGUAAUGAUGUUAGGUUUAAAAGAGAAUGUGGUCUAACAUGACAGAGGAAUGGUGUUUGGUUAGGAGUUUUUGUCCGACCAUCAAAGAAAUAUGUCACAACUUAGAGCAUAUAAGUACUUCCAAUCUCAGGUUCAGUAGAAAAUCGACCAUCCAAAUUGAUGAAGAUUUCAAUCCUAAGUGUUCAUACAUUUUUCUAGCUAAGUUACAACAUUAGUGAGAUGAUACAAUUCUCCGUCUGUGAGUUUGUCUUUUCAUUUAUCUAAGAUGAGUUUUACAACUUGGUCUCAGAGGCAAGGAUGAUCUUGAUAGGAAAUUGAUGCGGCAUUGAUAAGUCUUUCACAGAUUCGCUCCAGUUGUAUUGAUAGCUUUGCGAUUAUAAUCCAUUUGAAAUUGUGCUUCUAUGUGUUUUCUUCGUUUCAAAAUAUAUGUUCAAAAUCAGACCAAUUAGCUCUGUUGUGGAGUGAAAUCAUUGCAAGGAAUUUCCAUUCAGAUGAGUACCACUCUAUAGGUUUUUUUUGCCUAAAAUGCAAGUUGACCAUUGGUUUUCUGGUGCUUUCCUGUCCUUUAUCUUGGUUUCAGACUUUCAGACACAAAAGUUGUUUGUUCUCCUUAAAGAUGAUUGCUUUUUCUUUGAUUGGACUGAUUGAUUUUGCUCUAAGCCUUCUAUAUGCGACUCUAAGCAUGUUGUUUUGCUACUAAGUAGUGAAAAUUACCUCAUUUGUUUUAUGGUUCUCUAGCCCUUUCGUGCUCUUUCUUUCUAGGUUUUGGCCUAUCGUCGGUGACACCCAUGGAGAAGGAGAACGAUUGAAGGAUCUCCCAGAGUUGCUUCAUUUUUGUUCUCAAUUUCAAGUGAGUUUCCCUUCACCAGCCUGUUGUUAGAGUUAGUCAAUAGAGUUGUAAUACGACAUUGAUGAGAGAAGUAAAGUAUAAAGAUGGAGUCUUUUGGCAGUUUAAUUAAUUAAUUAAUUUUUAUAUUAAUUAGUUAGCGUUUGAAUAUUGUGAAAAGAAGUGUCCUUCUAGAAAGGUAACUUCCCUUUUCUGUGAAAGGAUGUGUCCUUUCGGGAGAGGUAACUACCUUGUUUUGUGAAAGGAUGUGACUUUUCGGAAGGUAACUUCCAGUUUUCACAACUAUAAACAGAUGAUUGCCAUAACUCUUUUGAUAACGUGAGAUUACUUCUUCUACCCGUUUUCCUUCUCUAUUUCAUAAACAAAGAAGUAUGCAAGAUUGUUGCUUCUAGACUUAAAAUUGAAGGGACUCCUGGGGGGUGGUUUGCUCGAGCCUACCAGCAAUUUGUAGUGGGGGCAAAUAACACUCUAAGGAGAAUGAUUAAUCAUGCCUUCAAUCCGAUUAUUUCCUAUCAGUUCCUGACAAUCUUAGAGUGUUAUUUUGCUAUUGGAAAAAUGGAGUUUGGAGUGGAGAGUACGUUGAAGGCGUAUGCUUCUGAUUCGAAAAAGUGUGGUUCUCGAUGUUUUACUGUGAUCAGGAGUUUGAGAUACUGGUACACCCGAAAGGCUGUUUCCUGAACGAGGAAAGUGACAGUCGAACAUCAUUGUAAAAAUGGUUGGUUCCGAAGAGGAGAAGAAGAAAAGUGGCACUCGAGUCUCGAGUCAUCGGGAAAGCAGCAAUUGGUGUUAAUUUUUCCCCUUUGGUUCCGAAGAGGAAAAGGUCGCAUUCGAUAGUCAUCGGAAAAAUAGGUACCUGUUCCUAUAACUUUUGGUGUAAUUUGCACCUAAUUGCUGGCUGCAUUCAAAAGGGAAAUUGAAUCAUAGAAUUUGAUUGUUUAUCAUUAUCCGUGUGUUCAAUCUUCUGGUUAUAUUGAAUUCGACUCUGACAAAAGAAUGAUCGGUUCCUUAUAACCAGGCCUUUCAUUUAUAUAUGUGAUGGCGAUUAUUCUGUUAAUUGUAAUUGUCCAUGCAUUGUGAUCCUCUACGUAUGCAUCAUGUAGCUUCCAAUAGUGACAGACAUGAUACCCCCACGAUUGAUAUAAUUUUUGAUGGAUCUUUUGGUCAUAAGUUUCGUUGCACAUAUGCAUGGGUUAACGGUGCAAUUAAAGCAGCCAAUAGUUGUGCAUGCUAAGAACAGUUUUAGAAUAUUACUCGGUGUUUGUUUAUAUUCUGCCUAGAGAUGAUGAUGUACCGAAAUUGGUUAUUUUCAUAAUGCCUCUUGAUACGUACAUGGUUUUGUAAUUUUCAUGUUCUUGGUUUAACAUAUGUGAUUGCAAAGAAAAAAAUGGUUAACCAAUUCCAUUUGGUUAAUGAAAUAAAAUACUUUUGUAGUAUUUGAGAUGAGAUGGAACAAACUCAUAAUUCACGAGAAGAGUUUGGAGAAAUUCAACUUGUUUGAAUUUGGAAGAAUUCACGUUGAAUUCUUGAAACAAAUUUUGUCACCAAAAUUUGUAUGAGUUUCAAUUUUGAUGCUUGCAAGAUGAAACAAUUUGGUUUAUGUAACAAGAUUGUUUGAGUUGUGCAAUUGAAGCAUAUUGAAAUAAUGGUGAAAAGCAUUCCCCGACAUGGUAAUUUGUUUAUCAUGUAUUGGUUCAUGAUGUCAUGUUUCAUAUGCCAUGAGGGAAAGGAAAAAUGAAACUAAGAUGGGUCCUUAUAAGGAUUGAAUAAGCUUGCCAAAGAAGGAUGAUUAUCAAAAUAAUCAUUGCCAGAAUUGUUUAUUGUAUAUAUAGACAUAUACCAUUGGCAAACAAUUUGGCUUGAGAACUAAUUGAGAGGAUCUUAUUGAACUUAAAUUCUGAAUUACUUAUGGUAUGUGUGUGAAUUUAUACCAUUGGAAAAUAAUUAGAAGAUUGAAUUAGAAUAGUCAUUUGAAUUGCUUGUGGUAUGUCAAGUUAACUUCGUGAAAUAUCAUUGGUAAGUAAUUAGAUGGUAUUUCUAAUACAAUCUGGAAAUGCAACUGAAUUACUUGUGGCAUCUCAAGUUACCUUGACCAAUUCCAUUAGUAAGUAAUUAGAUGAUAUUUCUAAUAAUAUCUGAAUUGUUUGUGGUAUACUAAUCUAAUUAGUUCAUAUCAUUGGUAAACAAUUAGAUCAAUCUAGUGGUUGAAAGCUCAAUAAGUAAUACCAUGGAAAAUAAAAAGGAAUUAUUCCAUGAUAGUUCGGCAAGUGGAAGAAUUGUGGGGGAGAUGGUUUUGAUGCUAGUUGGAUAGCAAGUUCUAGUGAAAAUAAAUCUGCAAAUGGUGGAUAUUACACUAGGUGAUGGAGUUGUUUCUUGGGUUUCGAAGAAACAAAAGUGUGUUACACACUCCACUAUGGAAGAUGAAUUUCUAGCCCUUCGGGCGGCGGGAAAAGGGCAGAUGGUUAAGAAACAUAUUGUUAGAUAAAGAGUUGUGGCCACAACCGAUGUUAGCCAUUUCUGUCUAUUGUGAUAGUGAGGCUACUUUGUCUAAAACUUAUAACAAGAUUUACAAUGGUAAGUCUAGACAUAUAAGCCUAAGACAUGGUUACGUUAGAUAUUUGAUUAUUAAUGUAAUCAUUUCUAUUGUGUAUGUAAGAUCAAGCAUUAAUUUAGCAGAUCCUCUUGCCAUGGGAUAGCCAAGAGGCAUGAUCUAUGAGACAUCCCAAUGGAUGAGAUUAAGACCUUUUGUGUAGUUAGAAGUAACGGGAACCCAACCUUUUCUUUAGGUAUUCACUAAUUAAAAGGUUCAAUGUGGUAAUAACAAGUUACUCUAACAGAGGCGCUAAUUUAUCGUACAAGUAAAUUAGUCCAAAGAAGGGUGAGUUAUAGAACUCUUAAGAUGAGUUAUAGAACUCUUAAUGAAUUCAUUUGGAAUGUCACCUAUGUGAGCAUUUAGAGUGGUGCCGCUCUAACAAAAGUAGAGGUCAACUUUUGUGUAUGCUCAUGAAACAGGAUUAACACAUAGCCAUAAUAGUGCUACCCUAGUUGGUGAUUGUGGUUUAGAGAAGAGACAAGUACGUGUGUGGCAUCUCUGGUUAUAGCUUUGGAUCGUGACUCCUAGGCUUAAGCUCGUCACUGAUUCGUUAUCAACUUUGAGUUGUUUACACUAGGUAAAGGUUCAAAUCGAAAAGAUACCUUUAUGUAUGCGUUACUUGUUCGAGGCAGGUAUUCUCAACUCUUGUUGACUAAGUGAGGGAUUGUUAGAGUUAGUCAAUGGAGUUGUAAUACGACAUUGAUGGGAGAAGUAAAGUAUAAAGAUGGAGUCUUUUGGCAGUUUAAUUAAUUAAUUAAUUUUUAUAUUAAUUAGUUAGCGUUUGAAUAUUGUGAAAAGAAGUGUCCUUCUAGAAAGGUAACUUCCCCUUUCUGUGAAAGGAUGUGUCCUUUCGGGAGAGGUAACUACCUUGUUUUGUGAAAGGAUGUGACUUUUCGGAAGGUAACUUCCAGUUUUCACAACUAUAAAUAGAUGAUUGCCAUAACUCUUUUGAUAACGUGAGAUUACUUCUUCUACUCGUUUUCCUUCUCUAUUUCAUAAACACAGAAGUCUGCAAGAUUGCUUCUUCCAGACUUAAAAUUGAAGGGACUCCUGGGGGUGGUUUGCUCGAGCCUACCAGCAAUUUGUAGUGGGGGCAAAUAACACUCUAAGGAGAGUGAUUAAUCACGCCUUCAAUCCGAUUAUUUCCUAUCAGUUCCUGACACCUGCAAUGUGUUUAGUGAUACCCAAUCCACCUUUUAUGUGGUUUUGUUUUGAUAUAAUUUUGUUAUGAUGUCGUGUUUCACAUGGAGUUCGGUAAAGAAGAGCAAGACAAUGAUAGCUAUGCGUAACGACGGCUUCGAAAUUGAUUCCUAACAGGCCCUCCUGCACUUCGAUUUGUGACAUGUCCAAGUUCAUCCGCUUUGUUUCUCUUUUUAGAUUACCUGUUUUCUAUAUAUUGGUGUAUGUAAUGUAAUAUCGUUUGUUUGUUAUUGUGUUUUAUUAUAGUUAUGCUGUAAUAGGUGAUUGAGGGAACAUGCAAAAUUAUCCGGGCUUAUUGGAUUGGUCCAUUUAAAACCAGUUUACUACUCCAAACUACGUGAUAUUGAACCCAAAAUUAGUUUUAGGUGUAAACACCUGGAUUUUUAUAAAAUCAGUCAACUACGUUUAUACCCUUAGAAACCCACGAAACUUUUGGCGUUACAUUCUAGAUGCAAUCGCAUACUACAUACUUUGCAUACUGUUGAAUGUAUUUGUCGAAAUUAUUAUAUAUAUCCGGGUGUACUUCAACAAACCACAUUGUCAAACGUACAAUACCUGUAAGAAUAUGGCUGUUUCCAUCAUGAUAUAAUAAUAAUAAAUAAUAAUAAAUAAUAAUAAUAAUAAUAAUAAUAAUAAUAAUGGAAUUAUAUGUAUAAUUAAAAUUUAUUAUUCCAACCCCCAGUCCCUCCUACUUUUCCUCAGUCCAGAAGAGUUGAAAAUCAUCCAACCUUUCCCCAAGGAAAACAGAAGCCCAUAACAGUAAUUUCCGACCUUCUUCCUCCAAACAGACCCUUCCUUACUAAGCAACAAAACCCCCUUUCUUUCACCCCAAUACAUACAAGUACAGACACAUCUCCCUUUUACAAAUUCAAUUAAUUACAAUAAUUAAACCUUCGAGUAGAUUAAUUAAUCUCCAUAAUUAUAUAAACAUAGGCAAAAUCUUUCACUUUCCACACAUUAGCUCUCUCCCAAAGCUGAUCACACAAUUGAGACAACUAUGGAGUUCUUCACCAAAACCAAGGCCGUCAAGCUCCGGAGCCACCUCGACAAGUACCUCCUCGCCGACGACGACCGCCACACCGUCCGCCAGACCCGCUCCUCCGCCUCCUCCCGCCGCGCCACCUGGUUCGUCGAGCUCCUCCAAGACCACGACGGCGCCGGCGGCGCACCACUCAUCCGCCUCCGCAGCUCCUUCGGCACCUACCUCUCCGCCUCCGACGCCCCCUUCCUCCUCGGCGUCACCGGCUGCAAGGUCGUCCAGGCACCCGCUCCGCCGCCGGACCAAAAGACGACCGCCGCCGCCGCCGCCUGCCUGGAGUGGCGCCCCGUGAGGGACGGGUUCCAGGUCAGGCUCCAGAGCUGGUGCGGGAAGUACCUGAGGGGGAACGGCGGCACGCCGCCGUGGAGGAACUCGGUGACCCACGACGACCCGCACACCGGCGCCACCCAGAAGUGGAUCAUGUGGGACGUGGAGGCGGUGAUCGGCGGCGAGACGGAGUCGGUGGCGGAGUACCUGUCGUCGGUUUCCAGCCUUUCUUCGCUCUCCGACGAGAUGCUCGAGGCGGUUUCCGAAGACUACAAAGGCUCGUCGUCGCCGCGGUCGCCGAUGUCCGUCGUGCCGCCGGCCAGGACGCCGAGGUUGACUGUGAUUCGGUCGUUCUCGCCGAAGCUGUCCGACUCUCCAAGGAAGAAGACCGACAGCUUCAACCAAUUCCGCUCCGCCAUGGAGUUCUUCCACAAGGCCAAAGCCGUCCGCCUCCGCAGCCACCACGACAAGUACCUCCUCGCCGACGACGACGAGGAAUCCGUCCUCCAGGACCGAAACGGGUCGUCCAAGUCGGCCAAGUGGUGGGUCGAGCCCGUACCCGGAUCCGACUCCAUCAUCCGCCUCAAGUCCUCCUACGGCAAGUACCUCACCGCCUCCAACCACCCUUUCCUCCUCGGCAUGACCGGCCGGAAGGUGCUCCAGACCCUCCCCCGCCGCCUCGACUCGUCGGUGGAGUGGGAGCCGGUUCGGGAGGGGACCCAGAUCAAGCUCCGGACCCGGUACGGGAACUUCUUGAGAGCUAACGGCGGCCUCCCGCCGUGGAGAAACUCUGUGACCCACGACAUCCCGCAUCGGACCGCGACCCAGGAUUGGGUUCUAUGGGACAUGGACGUCGUCGAGAUUCAAGUCCAGUCCCCUGCCGCCGCCAAAUCCCCUGCUUCUCAGCAGCAGGAGCUCCCUCACGCGGAUUCGCUCAAUUUCGAGGAAUCCAGCUCGCCUUCCUCUUUCUCCGCUAAACCCACUAAUUUCUCCAGACAAGAGUCGACGGACUCGAAUGUUGGGUCGCCGCCGAAGUUGGAGGGGAGGACUAUUUACUACCACGUAGCUGACGAGACGGGGGAGGUGGAGGAUGACGUGGAAGUAGGCUAUUCGCUGAGUUUCAAAGGGAAUGGGGUUGAAGGCUUGACCCAGAAGCUGAAGGAAGAGACUGGUUUGGAAGAUAUAGUGGUUUGUUCCAGGAGUCCCUUGAAUGGGAAGCUUUACCCUCUCCGAUUGCAGCUCCCUCCUAACAAUGCCGAUAUGCACGUCAUCGUUGUUCCAUCCUCUUCUAAAGUGGCCAGAGAAUUCGAGAAACAAGGACUGCUGUGAUUGUGAUCUGUCACUAUAUCUAUCUGGACGAUGGUCGAUGGAUAUACUCCUGGACUGUAAAUACUGCUGCUAUGUGAAAUGGGAUGAUCUAUAUGUCAAGGAAUGAUUGUUGAAGAACCAAGAGUGGUUUGCCAUCAAAGCUUUGACAUGCAUUUUGAAAAGCUGCUUUGAUCAGUACCAUGCAGCUAGCUAGUAGCACUAGUUAGUAUAAUGGCUUAUGUUGGUUUUUGUUGAUAAGCUUAAUUGGUCAAAUUUUUAAUCUUGUAAAAUUUGUUGAAAAGGAUGAAAUUGAAAGGAACGGUUCCAGUUUAAGAAGAGGUUAUGAGUGUUUUGUUAUUCAGGUUCUUGGGACUUUGUUUCUACUGCAAAACAAACAUGGAACCACAAAGUUAGAGGUUUCUUUGGAUGAAUGAAUAUAUUGAAUGAUUAAGG
Molecule: messenger RNA, 8452 nt
Organism: Linum trigynum
Lineage: Eukaryota; Viridiplantae; Streptophyta; Magnoliopsida; Malpighiales; Linaceae
Source: the annotation of a GenBank genome assembly